Molecule: messenger RNA, 5910 nt
Organism: Malus domestica (apple)
Lineage: Eukaryota; Viridiplantae; Streptophyta; Magnoliopsida; Rosales; Rosaceae
Source: RefSeq, a predicted model, not a curated record
UUAGGAUGAGAACCAACUUUCUUCCACUACAGCCAUCAACCUUCAGAAAUAGAGUACUCUAGCGCCACGACUCCGUUUCCCCUUUCCAUGGAUAAUAGCCGCCUGCGAAAGUAUACCAACAAAGGCACCAGUAGCACGUGGAUCAUACCAGCUUUUUCCAAUGAGGGGCCAUUCACCGCAAGAGUGAGGGUCCCAUUGCGAUACUGUGUUCCCUAGCUUUCCGGAUAGUCCAUAUUAUCCCAGUCAGCAAGAUAAGCUUUCCUCCGUGAACCAUUGGACACGUCAGCAUUGGCACUGCUGUUGUACAGCUCAUCGAUCGAAGGAAUUGUCGCUAAUACAGUGAGUUCAUAUAAUUUCGGGCCCUUUGGCUUUCGUCCUUCACAUACGCAUAAUCACCAACAGAGUGCUGUUGUACACUUCAUAUAAAAGCAAUCAGGGGCGGAUCCACAGUGAGGUCGUCGGGGUCGCACGACCCUUUGGAAACCAUGGAAACAACCUUGAAGCUCCCAUAUGCGACCUCUUGGAGCUGGGGUCGUCGGGGUCGUCAGGAAGAGGAAGAAGAAGACUCGGCAGGAAGAGGAAAGUGGAGAAUAUGGGUGGGAGGUUACUAGGAAAGUGGAGAAUAUGGGUGGGUGGGAGGUUACUGCUGUAUGCUUUUUAAUUAUUUUUUAUUUAGCCUUUUCAAUAUCUGGAUUUUUAAUUCUGUUUUUAAUUUUGUUGAUGUUUCACUCUGUCUAGGAGUUUGCUAGGUAGUGGUGUUAAUGGAGUCGUGAACUUUGAGAAAUUUAAGGGAUAAGUCUUCCACUUUUCCUUUUAAUAGAAUCUUCCAAAUGUGUUUUUUAAGUUGCGUCAUAGUAUUAUUUUAGUAACAUUUUUAAUAAAAGAAUGUCAUUAAAAAUUUUACCAAAUGUCAUUAAAAAUUUUACCAAGUGUUAAUAAAAGAGUUAUAGACUAUCACUGUAAAGAAUAUUUCUUUAGGGAUGAUGUUUUUUAAAGGUCCUUGAGUGAUGGCUUAUAUCCAUUUCAAGCAUUCAACUCUGUAACCGAUAGUCUUAAAGCUCUUGCUGCAAUUACUAAAGUUUCAAUGGAUAUUUGGCAUCAAAGAUUGGGCCUUCCAUCUAUUAAGAUACUAAAUAAAUUGGUUUCUAACUCAUGUAUUUCAAUAUAUAGUAGCUCAAAUAAAUCCUUUUGUUUAGAUUUUGCCUUAAGGAAAAAUUUUAGGCUUUCUUUUAUAUCUGCAACUUGUCAUACAAGCAAGCCUUUAGAACUACUUCAUACUGACCAACACCUAUAGCCUUUGUCCAUGGUUUUAGGUAUUGUGUCAUCUUUUGCGGAUGAUUACACCAAGGAUUGUUGGUUCUUCCCUUUGCAAUGUAAAUCCGAUGUGUUUUCAACAUUUAUGCAAUUCAAAACCCUCAUUAAGGAUAAGUCGUGCACUAAGAUAAUUACUAUUCGAUCUGAUUAUGGUAGUGAAUUCUUGAGUACUGGAUUCUCUAAUUACUUAGUUGAGCAUGGAAUUCAGCAUCAACUUAGCUAUCCUAAUACUCCAAAAUAGAAUGGUUGUGCUAAGCGCAAACAUAUGCACCUAGUUGAAACUGUCAUGAAUAUUGUUAAGGGUCCACUUAGGAACAAAAUGGGAGAUCAAUGGUUGAGUGAUAUCUUGCUUGUUUAUAUUGAGAGAGAUAUUUUUGCUUGUAUUGAAAAUGAAGCUAUAAUGCUUCGUUUUCAAAAUAUGAAACCUCGUCGUGGACAAUUAUAGUUUGUAAUAUUGUUUCCAUUAUGAAUUAUGAAUGAAAGUACUAUGAUUUCAUUUUCAAUAUGUUUUUCCGUCCUAAAUUUUUAUUUGAACUUUUACACUGCGACCCCUUGGGGUAAGAUUCCUGGAUCCGCCACUGAAAGCAAUACGGAAUUUUUUUUGUUUUCAUGGGGUUUUACAACUUGGCUGCCAUGGUUAUCAAUUUCAGAGAGGAGUGAAACAACUGGAAUUUGAGAACCAUGGCUUCUGGUUUUCAUCAGGUAGAGGGAAGACGGAGAGAGGGAGAAAAAAUAUCAAGUUUAAUUGUGAUUUUUGUUUUUUAUUGUGUUAGUGGCGGGACCCGUAUGCAAUAUUGGAAUUUUAUAGAAAAGACGGGUGAGCGAACCCCCAUGGAAAUUUCGAAAUCAUUGCACCCGAGAGAAAUUAUUAAAGAGGGGGAUUCUCUCUUCUUUUAAUCUCUCUUUUCUUCUAAUCUCUCUUUCUCCUUCUAUCGUCUCAAUAUUACAUUUACAUCUUGUUUUGAAUUUUUUAUAUAAAAAAUAAGAUAAAGAAAAGAAUGUGAGAUAAGGGGAUAGAAUAAGAUGGUAAUAGAAGAAGAAAAAAUAUUACUUCAAUUAUUACGGAUUGUGACCUUCGAUCUAAAAUAAUUGUAACAGUAGUGAUAUGACCGCUUGACUUCUUGAAGCCCGUGGAGUCAAAGUCGCGGCCCCCAAGCCACAAUGAUAAGAGUGUUAAAUAUUGAAGUAUGUCUCACUCCACAAAGUAUCUAUAUUAGGCUCAUUGAGCUAAGGCUAGAAUUUUUGCAAGGUUUUUCCAUGUAUAAACAACUCUGGUUCUUGACUCGAGCUUUAUUUUGCAGAGCACAUACAUGGGAUUCUUGGGUAUCAUUAUUAUCAUCUGGUCAAUUCUCAUGCAAUUGUGUCUCCUGAUGGUUACUUCAUCCUCCUUACAUCUAGGAGGGAAUGAGACGGAUAGACAGUCCUUACUUGCAUUUAAAGCUGAAAUCGUGAACGAUCCACUGGGCAUUCUUAGCUCCUGGAAUGAAUCCCUCCACUUCUGUCAGUGGCAAGGCAUUGCUUGUAGCCGUAGGCACCAGAGAGUCACCGUGCUGAACCUCCAAUCAAGCCGGCUGAAUGGUCAGCUAUCUCCCCACAUUGGAAACUUGAGCUUUCUCAGAACUUUAAACCUCCAAAACAACAGCUUCAACAACACCAUCCCUCAAGAAAUUGGUCGUUUGUUCCGUCUGCAACAACUACGCCUUGAAAACAACUCCUUCAGCGGUGAUAUUCCAUUCAACAUAUCACGUUGCUCUAACCUCCAAAUACUUCGCAUAGUUGGAAACCAUCUUAGGGGCAAACUUCCAAUUGAAAUUGGCUACUUGUCCCAGCUUCAGGUACUUCAUUUAAGAAACAACAAUUUAAGCGGGGAAAUCCCACUUUCUUUUGGAAAUCUUUCUUCUCUCCAGGUGUUGUCUGUGCAAGACAAUAAUCUACAUGGAGGUAUUCCGCAUAGUCUUGGCCAGUUGAAAAGAUUAAAAAUUCUUGCAGUGGGUUCCAAUAAUUUGAAUGGUACCAUCCCUCCCUCCAUAUACAACCUUUCAUCAAUUAGAACCAUUUCUGUGCUUCUAAACGAACUGCAUGGCACUCUUCCUCCUGGGUUGGGCCACACUAUAUUUCCAAACCUCCAAGAAUUUUAUUUCUGGUCCAACCAAUUCAGUGGACAGAUACCAACUUCAAUCUCCAAUGCCUCACACCUUUCAUUUUUUUUUAUCGAAUCCAAUAAGUUUACAGGAAAAGUGCCUAGUUUGGCACGCCUGUCAAAUUUGUAUAAGUUAACACUUGCCAAUAACAGUCUUGGAAAUGACGAGGAAGGUGACUUGGGUUUCAUCUAUUCUCUAGUUAAUUGCACCAAAUUAACGAAGUUUGAUGUUAGUGACAAUAAUUUUGGAGGAGUGCUACCUGAAUCCAUCAGCAAUCUCUCAACAGAGCUCAACCUACUAGUAUUUGAUCGUAACCAGAUACGCGGAAGAAUUCCCAUUGGGAUCGGAAAUCUAAUCAACUUAGAGGUAGUAGGCUCUCAGGGAAACCUAUUAACAGGCACAAUACCAAGUUCUAUUGGUAAACUGAAAAGGUUGGAUGGUCUAUAUCUGAACUUCAAUAAACUAUCAGGUACCAUCCCAUCUUCUCUUGGAAAUCUAACUUUAAUGACCAGGUUGAUUCUCAAGUCGAACAAGUUUGAAGGCAACAUACCGCAAAGUCUCGGAGAAUGCAGGAGUAUUCUAAAUUUAGAUCUUUCCCAAAAUAAUCUUCGUGGUCAAAUUCCUAAAGAAGUUAUUGGUUUAGCAUCCUUGUCACAAAUUUUGGAUCUAUCCAGCAACAAGCUUACUGGAUCCAUACCAAUGGAGGUAAGCAACUUGAUGCAUGUAGUUGACUUGGAUGUUUCUGACAAUAGGUUAUCUGGUGAGAUUCCACAAAGUUUAGGGAGUUGUACAAGUUUAGCAACUCUGUAUUUGAGUGGAAACUCAUUGCAGGGGACCAUUCCUGAAUCCUUGAGCUCUUUGAGAGGGAUUGAGAAUUUCGACCUCUCUCGCAACAACUUGUCUGGCAGAAUUCCCAACUAUUUGGAGAGUUUCCGCUUCUUAGUGAAUUUGAACCUCUCUUUUAAUGAGUUUGAAGGUGCAUUACCAAUGAAAGGAGUUUUCGAGAACACUAGUGCGCUUUCUGUCACGGGAAACUCAAGGAUUUGUGGAGGUAUACCUUCUUUAAGAUUGCCCAAAUGCGUCUCCAAGCAAGGGUUAUCUUCUAAGCUGAAAAUAAUUAUCUCAGUUGCUUGUGGGGUUGUUGGAUUGAGUUUAUCGAUUUUGUUUAUGAUUCUUUACCGAUCAAGAAAAGCAAGAGGAGUGAAGUCAACUUCUGGAUCAUCACCGGGGGUUUCACUUUUGAAAUUGUCCUACAGUGAUCUCCUUAAAGCAACCGAUGGGUUCUCUGCAGCCAAUUUGAUUGGUGCUGGUAGUUUUGGGUCUGUAUAUAAGGGAAGGGAUUAUGAAGGAAGAACUGUUGGAGUGAAAGUACUCAAUCUUCAAAGUGCAAGAGCUUCCAAAAGUUUCACUGCUGAAUGUGAAGCUCUGAGAACCAUUAGGCACCGAAAUCUUGUCAAGCUACUAACUGCCUGUUCAAGCAUCGAUUUUCAAGGGAAUGAUUUCAAAGCUUUGGUUUAUGACUUCAUGGUGAAUGGAAGUCUCGAAGAAUGGCUGCAUAAUUCAGCUCAACGGGGCGACAAUCCAACCAAUCUACAGAAGAAUUUGGAUCUUAUUCAGAGAGUAAACAUUGCAAUCGACAUAGCGUGUGCUCUGGAUUAUUUGCACAACCGCUCUCACCUGCCAAUAGUUCAUUGUGAUUUAAAACCAAGCAACAUUCUUUUGGAUGGUGACAUGACUGCAUGUGUUGGUGAUUUUGGUUUGGCAAGGUUCCUCCCAGAGGCUUCUUGUUCAUUUCCUGUGCAUGAAAGCUCUUCCAAUGCAAUAAAAGACUCCAUAGGCUAUACUGCCCCAGAGUAUGGAAUGGGAAGCAAGGUGUCAACAUAUGGUGACCUGUAUAGCUACGGAAUCCUGCUGUUGGAAAUGAUAACAAGCAAGAGGCCAACAGAUGACAUGUUUAAAGAUGGUAUGGACUUGCACAAUUUUGUUACGAUGGCUCUACCAGAACGUGUGGAAGAAAUAUGUGAUCCAUUACUUGUUCAAAUAGAAGAAAGCACCAGCAGUACUAAUCCCAGAAGUAAUAGGGGGAAUCAAGUCCCAAAUGAUCAAAGACAAAGGGUUGUGGAGUGCUUGACUUCCAUUGCAAGAAUAGGAGUUGCUUGUUCUGCAGCAAUGCCGAGAGAUCGAAAGGACAUGAGCAAUGUUGUCGCUGAGUUGUGUCUAACAAGGGAUGUGCUGACUGGAACAAGGAGGCCUAGAAAGCAUCUGUGAUCACGGCCGAAUUAGUGAAUCCCAUGACAGUGCUUGUAUGUUUCAUUGUGAUAUUCUUAAUGAUGACGAUGAGGAGUGGAACGUGUGAAGUGAACUUUUUGCAAUUGUUUUUAUGUAUGUUUAAAUGUUCUUAUUAAAUAUGUAAUUUUUCUUAUUUGCAUUACCAUCAUCCAAAGAAUGUCUCUUG